AAGAAUGUUUUCAAAACAGGAAACUAUGGCAUCAAACAUCGUAAGAAUUUGUGAUGUAUAAACGAGUAAAGUUGCCAAAACACCGGUUUUUCAUUUCCUCAGUAUCUAUUCACAUCUAAAAAUAAUUCAUAAUAUUUCUGAAAACACUUGCAUUCGUUACGCAAACAUGUCAAUUUUUAUUAGCCUCUGCAAUAAAGCAAGAUUUCAUUCAGUUAUCUGUGCGAUCGUAGAGAGAGAAUAUGUACAAGUAGCAAGUGUCAAAGGUGAUUUCGUUAUAUAGGAGCUACGAAAAGGCAUAAAUAAACAUUCAUUGAGAUACAUAUGACGAUGAUUUCUGCCAUUGCAUCGUCCAGUCGAUGUUCGGCUCCAUGUAAACCGUCGUCAGCAUCACCUUCAUACAAAGUUAAGAGGAAAAAAAGUAUUGAAGAUGAGAGAAAACAGAGUUUCGAAGUUGAUGGCGGUAAACGUUUUGAUAUCGAUGGAGCAAAACAUAUUUCAGAAAAGGACCGAGAAGCUUUCUUGUCGUAUGGUUUAUUCAACAUAGUAGCGGGAAAACGAACAGCAGAAUUACUGGAAAAACACCAUCGUCAUGAGCAUGAUGAACAUGGUAGACGAGGAUCAUGCACAAGUCGUCGAUGUUCUGAACCGGAAAUACUACGCCAUUCAGCCAAACACGAGUUUCUGAUUACUCCACCUAAACGUGAAAACUCUUUUGAGAAGCACCAGACACCCAAAGAAAUGUAUUCGUCUCAAAAACAUUUAUUAGAUGUGAGACCAGUAUCGUCCGAAAAACGCAGUUUGAAGAAAGCUGCAAAAACAACAAGUCGUAAUCUACAGGAAUUCUUCAAAAAGUUAUGAGACCAUCCAUUGCACACAUAUGCUUAUCAUUUAUUACUGAUGACUUGUGGAUCAAUAAUUACAAAAUGCAUAGUUCAUUACAAGUAAACAUGUAUUUACGAACAAUAUUUUGAUUAUAUAUAACAUUAACAUAACCUAAGAACACUUCCUAGAUCAUAUAGUGUGGCUUCAAUAUCACGAUUUCAUCAAAUCAGCAUUGAUGGUGGUCAAUAAAGAAGCAGUGCGUUAACAGUUUUCAAUGGCGUGCUCGUGUCUGAAAAGUGUUAAGGAUACACACCAUUUGUACAUAAACUCAUUUUCAUAAACAAAUGAGGAUGGUAAUUUGUUGUAUAAUUAAUAAACUUGUAAAUCAUAGCAUAUCAAAGCAAGCCUUAUAUAUAAAGAAUUGGUACAUUUUUGUUAUGAAGUUGUGUGGAUUUGUUCGAAUGGAGUCAUUUCAUAAGUCUCAUUGGAGCUUUCCCGCUCUCUAGAAACAUUGGGCAUGACACGGGUUAUGUUCUUCUCAUAUAUGUUAUGAUGGUAUGAUACUAAACCCCUAACGGGAAGGAUUGUGCCUGAUAUUCAUAUGAUGAAGACAUAAUCUUUCAAUCAGUUUAAUUGAAGUCUGGAGCUGGCAUGUCAGUUAACUGCUAGUAGUCUGUUGUUAUUUAUGUAUUAUUGUCAUUUUGUUUAUUUUCUUUGGUUACAUCUUCUGACAUCAGACUCGGACUUCUCUUGAACUGAAUUUUAAUGUGCGUAUUGUUAUGCGUUUACUUUUCUACAUUGGCUAGAGGUAUAGGGGGAGGGUUGAGAUCUCAUAAACAUAUUUAACCCCGCCGCAUUUUUGCGCCUGUCCCAAGUCAGGAGCCUCUAGCCUUUGUCAGUCUUGUAUUAUUUUUAAUUUUAGUUUCUUGUGUACAAUUUGGAGUUUAGUAUGGCGUUCAUUGUGACUGAACUAGUAUAUAUAUUUGUUUAGGGGCCAGCUGAAGGACGCCUCCGGGUGCGGGAAUUUCUCGCUGCAUUGAAGACCUGUCGGUGACCUUCUGCUGUUGUCUGUUCUAUGGUCGGAUUGUUGUCUCUUUGACACAUUCCCCAUUUCCAUUCUCAAUUUUAUUAUUGACAAAGGGAAAUUGUAGCCUUAUCCUCUGAACAAGUUAUAUGUGUUGGUUAAAAUGGGACAAAGAAGAAAUAUUUCACUCUUAACAAAGCAUGAAAAGUUUAAAGUAAAUGUAUUUUCUGCUGCACUGAUAGUUGAAAAAUUAAUAUUGAAACUGUGAGGAAAAAAAGUCAGCUACUGAUGCAAGUUCUGUGCUUACAAUUAUUCAACGAGUGUUUGCUUUUUUACACUAUUUCGAGUGAAAUCCGCAAUUAAAGAAAUCAUUUGUAAUUCAUUUAAAAACAAGAUUUGUUAAUACCUAAAAAGUGUGGAAAAUUCAGGACUUUCGUAAGUUUUUAUUUCUCAUUUUGAGAAAUCAAAAAUUCUACUCUUAUCGUCUUUGCAAAUAAAUGUUUACUCUUUUCAGAUAUUUUAUCAUGGUUACGCCAUGUCUCGACUUUUUCGAGCCUAGCAAUCAAUUACGACUAUUACAGUUGAAAAUGAUCCUGUUUAGGUAGGUUAAUGUGAAUACUGUUCGAAAAUAUGCUUUAAUGUAUACAGUUUAAAAAAAAAUAUGUAAAAAUUCACAUGUUUUAUUGUCAGCUAUUUGAUGUUAAAUGCUGGAACAAAUGUACCAGUAAAUAUCUUUCAUUGCUUUUAA
Messenger RNA from Mytilus californianus (California mussel), 2594 nucleotides. RefSeq lists its product as uncharacterized. The record is from RefSeq and is a predicted model, not a curated record. The transcript is spliced from 3 exons. Bases 322 to 858 code for a protein of 178 amino acids. NCBI's taxonomy places the organism in Eukaryota, Metazoa, Mollusca, Bivalvia, Mytilida, Mytilidae.